This is a messenger RNA of Schistosoma rodhaini, 1326 nucleotides long. The record is from the annotation of a GenBank genome assembly. NCBI's taxonomy places the organism in Eukaryota, Metazoa, Platyhelminthes, Trematoda, Strigeidida, Schistosomatidae.
AUGUUAAUCACCGAAGGGGAGUAUGUUUUAUUACUCAAAGAACAUUGCUACAAAUUCACUAAAAUAUCCUCAGAGAAGAAAGAGAAAUUUGAUGGAAAAGUAUUUUCUCUAAGGAACGCGAUUGGUGUGCCAUUUGGCUCUACAUUUUCCGUUUCAGGAGAUCAAAUUCAUCCCAUCAAACAUGAGUCAAUAAUUGAUAUAGAAAUUCCAUCAAAUAAUGAAGAAAAACAUGGCGGCGUUGAAUUAAAAGAUAACAGAAAUAUCAAAUAUUCUCAAGCUAAUCAAAAAUUAACUGGUUCUUAUAUCGAACAAUUGCGUCUCAAUGGUGUUUCAGGACAAGAUAUAUUAGACCAGUUAGUAGAAGGCAACUCAAAUUUUGAACAAAAAACACCAUUCUCUCAACAAAAGUACCUCAAGAGAAAGAAAGAUCGGCACUUGGGUUUAUUCUCAGUUGAAAAGCCUAAAGCACGCAUAUGUUUUGAAAUAUACAAUAAUAUUCGCCCAGAAAAGUGUCUUGGACUGCGUUUUGAUACAGUAUGUCGUAUCCUGUCUUAUGCUAAUAUUCAUGCAGGAUCAACUGUUCUUCUUUGUGAAACUUGUUCUGGACUCAUCACAGCUGCUGUACUUGAGCGUAUUGGCAUAGAUCAACCAAAAGGAUCUGUGAUUCAAUUUUACCAUGGUUCAUCGUUUCCGAAAUCAGAAAUUAGUCCUGUUUAUGGAAAUUCGUACAGUGAAAAAGUUCAUCCUGUUCGUUUAUUAGAUGUAUUACCAAUCUUGUUAUACAAAGCUACUUUAGACACCGAUCACGAUUUUGUGGGCAAUCAUGUGGAUGACAGCAAUUCCCAAAUUUCGUCUAAAAUUCGUAAAAUCGAUGAGGAUAUUUCUUCUGAGGAGAUAGCUCAGAUUGAAAACCAAAAUGCACCAAGACAAUCCAAAAUCAGUGAAUAUUACAUUUCCUCAUUCAAUCAAAUUUUUGGAAAUAAUCGUCCUACACCUGAUUCACUUGUCAUCGUUACUCGAUUUCAUCCGGUCGAUUUAACUUUAACCUUACUUCAGUUUCUGCCUAUUGGACGACCAUUUGUAGUUUAUACACAAUAUAUACAACCCCUUGUUGAUCUGUACAAUAUUUUAAAACGACGCGGUGGAAUAACGCAUCUUCGUUUAACCGAUAGUUGGUUUCGUCAUAUUCAAGUAUUACCAGAGAGAACGCAUCCUGAAAUUAAUAUGUCAUGUUCAAACGGUUACCUUUUAACUGGUUAUACAGUUGAACCUGUAUUAAGUACAAAAGAAUUUUUGGAGUCCGGACUUUUAUCAUCUGUUGGUUGA